AGAUGUAAUACCGCCUCGCUCUCGCCUGAGGGGGGGCUCAACAGGGCAUCCGCCUGCUUCCCCUCCAGUCCCCGCCACCGCACCCCCUUUCCUCUUCCCUUGCAAAGCCUCAGCCACGCCAAUUUUUCCUUUUCUCCCACGAUGCGGACCGCGACUCUAUCCUUCCUGAUCGCCCCUCUGCUGCUCCUCGGGAGCGAGGUCGCGCUGGCAGCUCCGCCCCCGGCGCAGACGCACCAGGGCGGCAGGCGGGGCGCGCUGCUGGCGCCGCGGCCGCGGGCGCAUGUCGCCGUGUCGGGCCCGGCCGUGCACGUGGGCGACCGGGCGGCCGACGUGGUCGGCAUCCUCGCGUCGGACCUCAGGCUCCUGUGUGCCAACAGCCGGCAGCGGUGCGACGAGCAGCUGUUGACGCUGACGUGGGUGCCGCAGCGGCCGGCGGCAUCGGGCGGUGGCGGCGGCGACGGGCUGGCGUUGAAGGAGCUCAAGGUCUGGUACUCGGGGGCCUGGACCGAGUUCUCCAUCUUCUCCGGGCUCGUGGAGCUCAUCGGGCAGACGUUCAACGCGACGGCGUUUGGGGGCGCUGCCGGCAACAGCAAUUGUUGGGUGCAGUCAUACCGAGCCGACGACGGCUCGGCGGCCGAGACGGAGAUGUGCGAGACGGGGCAGUACCUCCACGCGCAGUACGACGCGGACCCGGACGUGGAGGCGCAGCGCGCGCGGGAGGGCAAGCGGCCGUCCAACUACCUCCGCGUCGGACUAGGCUACAGCCAAGGCGCGCUAGGCCGCAGCGGGGAGGUCGGCUGCGACUGGAAGGGGGCCCAGGGCGGCGCGCUCGACGGCGGGAUCGAGUCGUUCAAGAAGAUCCUCCGGACCGCCGGCAUUUCGAGGCCGAACCGGGUGGAGUCCGAGUGCUGCCAGGAAAGGGACCGUUGUAUCAAGAUGCCUCUACCUUUGUGAGAGCUAAGAAUGCCGAGAGAUCAACCCCUCCAAGAGAAAUGGUGGGUGGGUUGCAUGGCGAAACUGAAGAGGAAAGGAUCGACAAUCGGGAUCGGGAGUUCAACUUCACGGAGUUCUGUACUCGAGUAUCACGCAGGGUAGCGUUGCUAGACAACAAACUACAUAAGCCAACAGACUCCUCGCUAGUCGGCUACCUGGAGCUUGUCGUCGCCGGGG
Molecule: messenger RNA, 1170 nt
Organism: Gaeumannomyces tritici R3-111a-1
Lineage: Eukaryota; Fungi; Ascomycota; Sordariomycetes; Magnaporthales; Magnaporthaceae
Exons: 2
Coding region: 142-954 (270 amino acids)
Source: RefSeq, a predicted model, not a curated record